AUGGGAUACACCAAUGGCGCUACAAGUUCCGAAGAAAAUCUGCAGCGAGAACGCGCGGGUAGUAGAAGUCUACCCUUUCUGACUGACACUUUGGGAUACAGUCUUAACGAUCGGUUACUCUUUGCAGUUCCCAAGAAGGGCCGUCUUCACCAAGUCUGCCUUGACCUCCUCCACGGUUCAGACAUCCAAUUCCACCGCCACUCACGCCUCGACAUUGCGCUCGUCAAGAACCUCCCGCUCGCGCUCGUCUUCCUCCCCGCGGCCGACAUCCCCACGUUCGUCGGCGAAGGCCGUGUAGACUUGGGCAUAACGGGCCGCGAUCAAGUCGCCGAACACGAGUGCGUAGUACCUCCCACCGCGACACAGGGUGUAGAAGAAGUGCUAGACCUCGACUUCGGCAAAUGCAGCCUGCAAGUCCAAGUCCCAGCAAAGGGCGACCUGACCAAGCCUGAAGACCUCAUUGGCAAGAACGUCGUCACGAGCUUCACAAACCUCACUGAGCAAUACUUCCGGAAACUCGAGGCGGAGCAGGCUGGCAACACAAACGGUGCGGCCAACGGCGAUGCAAAACUAAAGACCGUUAUCAAAUACGUCGGCGGCAGUGUCGAAGCAGCAUGCGCCCUCGGUGUCGCAGACGGAAUCGUCGAUCUCGUUGAAUCGGGCGAGACGAUGCGCGCAGCAGGUCUAAAGGCGAUUUCCACAGUCGUUUCCUCGAGCGCCAUUCUCAUCAAGUCAAAACAUCCCUCUGAUCCUAAGCUGGUUGAGCUGAUUACCGCGAGGAUAAAGGGUGUAAUCACUGCGCAAAAGUACGUCCUCUGCACAUACAACAUCGAACGAUCCAACCUCGAGGCCGCACGCAAGGUCACGCCGGGCCGUCGCGCGCCCACAGUCAACGCGUUAGAGGAGGAUGGCUGGUUGGCGGUGCAGGCCAUGGUGCUCAGGAAGGAUAUCGCAAUUGCCAUGGAUAAGUUGACGGAGAUUGGGGCGAGUGAUUUGAUCGUUACCAAGAUUGAAAAUUCGAGAACGGGAGACUGA
Molecule: messenger RNA, 1035 nt
Organism: Plenodomus lingam JN3
Lineage: Eukaryota; Fungi; Ascomycota; Dothideomycetes; Pleosporales; Leptosphaeriaceae
Gene: HIS1
Product: ATP phosphoribosyltransferase (ATP-PRTase) (ATP-PRT)
Biological process (GO): L-histidine biosynthetic process
Cellular component (GO): cytoplasm
Molecular function (GO): ATP phosphoribosyltransferase activity; magnesium ion binding
Source: RefSeq, a predicted model, not a curated record